This is a messenger RNA of Grammomys surdaster, 1032 nucleotides long. Its product is annotated as melanoma-associated antigen B1-like. The record is from RefSeq and is a predicted model, not a curated record. Gene Ontology annotation, biological process: negative regulation of transcription by RNA polymerase II. The transcript has a single exon. Gene Ontology annotation, cellular component: nucleus. Lineage: Eukaryota; Metazoa; Chordata; Mammalia; Rodentia; Muridae. The coding region runs from base 1 to 1032 and encodes 343 amino acids.
AUGCCUAGAGGCAACAAGAGCAAGAGCCGCUCCCGGGCCAAAAGGCAGCAGAUGCGGGGAGAGAGGCCUAAUAUCCAGGGUGCUCAGCCCACUGUGGAGGAGGAGGAAGCAGCAUCUCCUGCCCUUGUCCAGGGAGAUACCUCCAGCUCCCCUGAUAUAGCCACUCCUCAGGAGUCCCAGCAGGCUGCAUCCCAUAGUUCUCCUGGGUUAAAUGUUUCCCAUCCGGUCCAUGAUGUUGGUGCUGCAGGUUCCUUUGCAGGUGUGGAAGAGAGACGUACAAAUGUCUCCAUUAUAGCAGAAGCCAUCCAAUCUGCACGCAGUGAUCCUCUGACCAGGAAGGCCAGCAAGGUACUUCACUAUCUGCUGGAGAAGUACCAGAAGGAUGAGCAACCCGUGGAGGCAGAGAUGCUGAAGCUGAUCAGCCGGAAGUACAAGGUUAACUUCCCCUGGAUCCUGGAGAAAGCUGCCUAUCAGCUGGAACUGGUCUACGGUCUGGAGUUGAAGGUUGACAACCCUGCCACUCAGUCCUAUGUCCUAGUUAACAAGUUACCCAUCCUCCCUGGGGCAAAUGUGGGUGGCAGGAGAGAAUUGCCUAAGACGGGUCUCAUUCUGACCCUCCUGGGUAUGAUCUUAAUGAAGGGCAACCGUGCCACUGAGGAAGAGGUCUGGCAGUUUCUCCACCUGCAGGGGAUAUAUCCUGGGAGGAGGCACUUAAUCUUUGGGGAGCCCCGGAAUUUCAUCACCAAAGAGCUAGUUGAGCAAAAUUAUGUGGAGUACCGCCAGGUUCCUGGCAGUGAUCCCCCAACCUAUGAGUUUCUAUGGGGUUCCAGAGCCCAUGAGGAAUCCACUUCCAGGAAAGUCCUGGAAGUUUUGGAUAAGAUCAGAAAUGCCAUUCCUGGUUACUAUCCUCAACAGUAUGAGGAGGCUCUCAGUAACCAGGCUGAGAGAGCAGCAAGGAGAGAUGAGGCUGUUAGUUUCCAUGCUGCCAGGCUUCCCUCCCAUGCCCAACCUAGAAGGUCCUCCCACAUGUAG